AUGGAUAUGUGGGACUGUGGACCGUUGAUUGAUUUUAUUUCUGCACUACAUCGUAAUUUGACUACACGUUUAGCUGUAGCAUGUGUAGAUGAUACACUGAUACGUAGUUAUUUAAAUUCACCUGUUGUUCGUCGACUUAUCAAUGUACAACCAGAUGUGCCAAAGGAAUGGGAUAUAUGCAGUGAUGAAGUCAAUGUUAAUUACAUUCGUACUUAUAAAGAUUUAUCUGAACAGUAUAUGAAACUACUUCAAUCCAGUAUCCCUACAUUGAUAUACAACGGUGAUAUUGAUGUGGCUUAUAAUUAUCUCGGUGGUGAAAUGUUUGUAGAUAAUUUGAAAUUAAAGCCUACUUUAUCACGUCGAUAUUGGUUGUAUACAGAGAGUGAUGGUACUAAACAGAUUGGAGGAUUUUGGAAAAGGUUUGAAAGUCAUGGCUCAAUUCUGACGUAUGCUACAGUUCGUGGAGCAGGAAAUAAAGUGCCUGGAGAUAAACCUGCUGCAGCUUUUCAACUAAUCAAUACAUUUAUUAAUAAGGGUUCAUCAGUUGAACAAAAAUCGAAGAAAAUACACCUGAUCUCAUUGCUAUGUAUACUUUCUUUUUUUAUUUCAUCUCUAUAAUUAAUGACCUACAUAAGAUAACUACGCGAACGCUCACUUUAUUUUUUUAAGACAAAAUCUAUUCUAUUGAUGAAAUAUUCAAACCGUUCACUGUGUACGGCAUAGGUCCGGGCGCCGUGACUCUCGGUCGCUGAGUCACACUGGCUCGGACCUUGCUGCUUUACCUGUCGAGGUUUCAGCAGCCGUCUAAUGGUGAUGUCAUUAGCCAUCACACACACAAAAGAGUAUGUUUCAUUGG
Molecule: messenger RNA, 856 nt
Organism: Trichobilharzia szidati
Lineage: Eukaryota; Metazoa; Platyhelminthes; Trematoda; Strigeidida; Schistosomatidae
Source: the annotation of a GenBank genome assembly